AUGAUCACCGGAUACAAGAAGCUCAUCGCUCUUCUCCUUCUCCUUCCCAUCCUUGCCGGCGCAGCACCUGUCCCGGUGGCUUCCGAGACCGGACUCGCAGACCAAACUGGUGAUGCCAUGUGGGGCGGACGUAUGCAACAGGGUCGUCCUUGGAAACGCGAUGACGAAGGUACCGAAGCCUGGGGCGGAAGGAUGCAACAAGGUCGUCCUUGGAAGAGGGAUGGUGAUGACACUGGUUCUGAAGCCUGGGGUGGACGAAUGCAACAAGGUAGACCUUGGAAACGCGAUGACGAAGGUACCGAAGCCUGGGGUGGUAGGAUGCAGCAAGGUAGACCCUGGAAGAGGGACGACGAGGGUACCGAAGCCUGGGGUGGUAGGAUGCAGCAAGGGCGUCCAUGGAAACGUGACGAGGAAGGAACUGAAGCCUGGGGUGGUAGGAUGCAGCAGGGUAGACCCUGGAAGAGGGACGACGAAGGUACCGAAGCCUGGGGCGGUAGAAUGCAGCAGGGACGACCAUGGAAGAGGGACGACGAGGGAACUGAAGCCUGGGGCGGACGAAUGCAACAAGGUCGCCCGUGGAAGAGGGAAGGGGAGGACGACACCGGUUCCGAAGCUUGGGGUGGAAGGAUGCAGCAGGGACGACCAUGGAAACGUGAAGAUACCGAAGGUUCCGAAGCUUGGGGUGGACGUAUGCAACAAGGACGUCCAUGGAAACGUGAAGAUACCGAGGGCACUGAAGCUUGGGGUGGAAGGAUGCAACAAGGACGUCCAUGGAAGCGAGACGACGACGAAGGCUCUGAAGCUUGGGGAGGACGUAUGCAACAAGGGCGUCCAUGGAAGCGAGACGACGACGAAGGAUCCGAAGCUUGGGGAGGUCGCAUGCAACAAGGCCGUCCUUGGAAACGUGACGACGACGAGGGUUCCGAAGCUUGGGGUGGACGUAUGCAACAGGGGCGACCAUGGAAACGAGAAGAUACCGAGGGCACUGAAGCUUGGGGAGGUCGUAUGCAACAAGGCCGUCCUUGGAAAAGAGAAGAACAAAUCUCUACUCGUAAUCUCGCUGUCGAUGCUAAAACGACCGUUCAUGCUCUUGUCGGUGAUGAAGGAGGUAAAACUGGAUUACUCGAUCUUCCCGGUCUUCUUUCUCUUUAA
Molecule: messenger RNA, 1152 nt
Organism: Tremella mesenterica DSM 1558
Lineage: Eukaryota; Fungi; Basidiomycota; Tremellomycetes; Tremellales; Tremellaceae
Exons: 1
Coding region: 1-1152 (383 amino acids)
Source: RefSeq, a predicted model, not a curated record